Caenorhabditis auriculariae is the source of this 12450-nucleotide messenger RNA. The record is from the annotation of a GenBank genome assembly. Lineage: Eukaryota; Metazoa; Nematoda; Chromadorea; Rhabditida; Rhabditidae.
AUGCGUCGGCUGCUUAUACUGCUGCUCCUCUGCGCCACUGUCGUACAUGCCGUAAGUUUACCUUCUUCUUUUAUUUUUUUAUUAUUUUCUUCUAAGGCCAUAAGCAUGAAUAUUUACGCCACGUAGAGAAGUUUAGAGCAGGUAAUUUGAAGUUUUCGAACUUUUAGGAUCAAAAAGUUGAAUGAUCCUUUAUCGAAACUCGUUAACGCUGCUAAAUCUUUGUGCAUAUGACCUUCUUUUUUUUUAUUUUCUUCAAACUAUAAGAUGAACGGCUGUUUUGAAGUUCUCUUUAUUAUUUACUAGCCUGAAGCCGAAGCUUACGUAUUUUUCUUCACAAUUUUUUCCAUUUUUAGUUUUGAAAAUUUGUUUUUUUUUUUCAAUUACUUUCUUCUUCAAAGUCUAUAUACAAAGUAGGUUCAAAUAAGAGCUAAAGCUUAAUUUUUCCGUAUUUAGUCUUGUUUAUACUCCUUAGUUUCUGAGCGAAUUUUUAGAGGUCCAAAUAAUUUUUCUUCUCAUUUUUCUCUUUUUUUGUACUUUGGAGCUUUCUUUCUUUUAAUUUUCACAGCUCUUAGAAUAAUUUGAAGUUGAGAAAUUGGAUUUUUUUCUCUGAACCUUGCAGGGGACAACUUUAGAGUUUGGAGCCUCAAACUUUUUUUCGGAAUAUUUUUUUGAAAGCCCAAGGUUUCCUUUUUUCAUUUUUUUGCUUUUUUUGUAAAAAAAAAUCUUGUUUUAAAAUCCAUGAAAACGAUAGUCUAUUCCAACAUCAUGUAUUUUUUGCAACCCAAAUGCUCUUCUGAAUUUCCAUUCUGCCUUUGUUUGUUUUUUCCUUGUUCCGCUGUGCUUCGUUUUUGUAACAAAUCCCCAUUGUGCGACCUUCGUGCUCCCCAACUAAGCCAACGGACCCGUCUAAGUUUCCCGAAACACCGGCGCUUGAACUCGCUGAGAAAAGCCAACAAAAAAGUCCUUUUUUUCUGACUCGGGUAGCCAUUUUUUGAGGUUGAAGGGUUACGGAUAUUAUUUAAAAAGGAAAAUUAUUCGCUUGGAAAUUCUAGGAAAAAUUCGGAAAAAUAAUAGAAAGCUUACCGUUUUUAUUUUAGAAGAACCUUUUACUUUAGUCAUUCCAUAUCCAAAAAAAUACUUUAGUAUAUUCAGAAGGAAAAAAUCUUUUUUCUGACUCUCCUUGUCUUUUUAGAGGUUGAAAGAUUUUGUAUCAUUUUAGCUUUAGGGGAACAUAAAAUAAACCGCUUGUCAAGAAAUAUUUCAUAAAACUUUUUUUAGGGAUUGUGUAUGUUAACCAUUUCCUGUGCGACCACUUAGUUUAAAAAGUUUUUUUGGAGGUUCUUGAGGUUCAAAAACCAUACCUCAGCAUUUUAAAAUUAAUUUAAUUUUGAAAAAUAAGCCUGAAAAAUCUGCGACUCCUUUGAAAUUUUUUCUCAAUGUCUAUAAGAGGAAUCAUUCAUCUUUCUGAAGUUGUAUUAUGACUUUUCAUGUUUUUGAAGCCUUUUUUUAGAGUCAGAAAAAAAUAUUUUGAAAAAAGUUUUCAAAAUUUUUAAAGAGGUUCCUCCAUAAGUCUCACUUAUUACCCUAGAAUCCUGAGCUUUUUCUAUGAAAAAAUCAAAAUAUUUACAAAGAUCUUUCUUUAUCACUUUUCUUCCACGUAAUUCACAAAUUGAAUUCAUUCAUCAUUCCAUUUUGCUCCGAGAAAAAAAACCGCCUGACAAUCAAUUUUUCCGAGCUGGAAAGGGCCGCGCUCAAUUUGCUCGUAAUCAAACAAUCGACUUUUUUUUUUCUCGCGCCCAUUUGCCGUUUGAUCUACCGGCUAUGGACAGCUGACGGGUGGUGCAGAGAAAUCCGGUAGAAAUUCUUGAAAUUGCGAACAGAAAGAGUGUGAUGGCAGGAGUAGGAGAGCGGGAUUUUCGAGGAUUCGUAAUAGUUAUUGAACCUUAUGCCGUGUUCAAUUUGAUUCCGCUAAAUGAGGAAUUAUCUGACCCUCCAAAAUGUAGUGAUCUUUUUCUUUCUCUAACGGGUAUUUCGAUCAAGAAAAUUUUCCUAAAAUGAGCAGUAGGAGAUUUUUUGGGAAAGUAACAGUCGGACAAGGUUUUUCCGAGCCAGAAUUUAUUCUGAAAUACUUUCUGCAGUUGAUUUCCGCUUUUUUGAAACAAUAUUGACACGAUUAUUCCAGAAAAAAUGGAUCAAAAAAGAAAUGAAAAAUAACAAAGUUUUGAAAUAAGAGAAGAUGAUUCGAUAAGUUUGAAGUAGAAACUUAUAAGCUCAAUAAAUUGACAACUUACGAGGACCUGGGAAACGUAUUUUAUUUUUGGGGACGUUAUAGUGAAAAAUAGUUGAGUUCUCAAAAAGUGCAUUUUCAUAGUCUAAUCAGUGAAGAUCUUGAAAUUCGAUUUUUUUACAUCGUUUUUUUGUUUCGGAUAUUGGUUUUUCUAAUGAAAGUCCGGUCAGUGAUUGCUUUAAGGAAAAAAAUUUUAAAUAAUCUUUCUCUCAAAUUGAAUUUUUUUCCAUUUUGAAAAACGGAACACUAUUUCUGAGGCUCAAAAAAAUGUAAUUUUUUUCUGUUUUUUUCUCUCCUUUCCCUUUUUAUUUAAUGUUCUUUGAUAUUUGGGUACCUUUUUUUGAAACGCUAUUUUUUUGUUGCUUCAGCCAAUCGUUUCCCCUAAUUUUUUUGGCUAAAUUUCGUAAAACGAGGGGUUUUUUUAUUAAUACUUGCCGUUUAUUUCAAUUUUGUGAGUUCUUUCAAACUUUAUUCAUUGCCAAGGACAAAAAAGUACAUAGAAGUCUAAACCUCUCCUUUCCGCGCCUUAUUUUUCUACUCGUUUCGAGUCCAACUCAGUGGAGAAUGAACUAUUAUUUUUUCAUUUUUUCAUCUUCACUGAUUUUUUUUUUUCUAGCCUCCCAUUGAAAGUUGAUCAAUAUGUAACACAAAUAAAUUUUUCUAGAUCUGCCAAGAAAUGACUCAAGUGUUUCUUUUUGCACUUCCCCUUUGUCUCAACCUGAAGAGAGAAAAAAGAUCAAAUAUAAGCCCCCGGAGAGCAAUUUUUGAGCCAUCUUUGUCUUUUUCUCUCUGUGUAGAAGGCGGAAUUCGGAUUGCGCGAACACGAACGCAUUAGCGACUGUUUGCAGUGUGAAAACAUCAUUUCGGUUUGCUUUGAGUUCCUUUGGAGCAGAACAGAAGAGCCCAAAAAUGGUGUGGAGCAAAAUGUGAACAGUAGAAAUAGAUGUAAGAGGAUAGCUUUGGUGCAAAAAGUGGCGAAAAUAACUGGAGUCAAAAAAAAAAUUCCUUGGAAUGUUUUUUGAGUUUUCUAGAGACUUACGAACUCAUCUAUGGGUUUUCGAAAAAAUUUAUGAUUUUUGCUGAUUGAGCGAAAAGCUCUUUUGUUUUUUGUGGCGUUUUCAAUCCUGAACGGAAGGAGCUUUUAAAGAAAAUCUCAAUAUUUUCUAUAGAUAAUUAUUUUUCUUUCGUGUCACUCUUUCAGCUGUAGCUUUCCAAAGACAAAAUCAGGAAUUCCAGAGUGGCCUCUAUAGGGGUUAGGGCGGAAACAACCCCUAUAGGGGACGGAAAAGUGGCCCCUAAAGGGAUACUUUUACAGUUUGAAACUCCUGGGAGCGUCAACUCCACUAUUAUUUUUUUUAAAGGCGGGAAAAAUUUGAAGAUUUUGAAGAACUUCCAGGGUUUUUCUUGAUUUUGUUGGGAGUACUGGCAUUUUUAGAACAACUUUCAAAUAAAACUACUUUUCUUGUCAGCAAAGGUUUUUCUACAGAUUGAAUGCACCAAAAGUCGGACCAAUCAUAAUGUUUCUGAAGAAAAGUUCAAAGAUUUUCUCGUUCUCGUCGUUCAGUCAAUUGAAAAACGAAAAAAAAAGAUAUUAAUGGCGAAACUUAUGAAUUUCAGGGCCGUCGGUUAAAACGACAAUGCGGCUGUACGAACUUCUGCAACUGCCAGCAACCUCCGAUCGUCUACCAGCAGAAUAUUCAGCCGAAUUGCGCAUGUCAGCAAGCUCCAGCCUGUCAGCCCCAAUGUCCUCGAGCGGAAAUCGUCGGGAUUCUUUGUAGAUCCUCGAUGAUUUUAGUCAUUUCCAGAACUCGGAUUGUGCGUCGACGUGCGUCAGGGCGUGUAUCCCGGCCUGCUCCAGGACGUCGGGAAAUGUCAUCGCCUGCUCUUCACAAUGCGACAAGACCUGCGUCAACACGUGCCGUUCUGCUGCCUCGGCCGCCAUUCAGAUCAAAGUUCGUUUUUUGAAUUGAAGUUUGAGCCGACUUAUAUAAUUCCUUGUCAAUUGAAAAAAGCUAGGUUUUAAAAAAGUACAGGAUCAUUUUUUCAAAGAUUUUCCCGUUCGGAAAAAAAUCUUUUAUCGUUAUGAAAAAGUUUGAUUAAAUUUUUUUAGUGCUUUCCAAAUUAAUUUAUAAAUAACGUAAAAACUGGCCAAUAAAAAUGAAUUUCCAGGUCACACCGACCGUCCAAACAAGCCCAGCUCCUCCCACUUGUCAGUCCACCUGCCAGAACGCUUGCCAAACGGCCUGCGUCGCCAACAAAGCUCCGCCUUCGGUCUGCCAGCAGACGUGCAAGAACUCGUGCCAGUUCGGCUGCGCCACUCCAGAAACGAUUCCACAGGCCGCCGCUCCUCAGGCAGCCAUCCGAAUCACCCUCGACAUCAACGACCGCUACUUCGACACCAACUGCGACACGAAAAUGCUCUCAAGCCUGCCAUUCACAAUGCAUUUCGCAAGGAAAUGCCGCUUCUCCAUGCGCGUCUUCUUGCGAUGACCAGUGCGGCAAUCAGUGUGCUGCUCGAGCUCCGCCUCCAACUCCAGCUCCAGCUUCGAUCCAUCAGGUGCAGAUCUCCUUCCAGCCUGCCCAAGCAGCCAGUACCUCCUGUCAUUCUCGUUGCCAAAACGCUUGCCAAUCGUCCUGCACUGCUGUUCAGAAGAACGUCUGCGCUCCGUCUUGCGCCGCCGCCUGUGAUUCCCAAUGUUCCGAGCCUGCGACACCUCCGCCCAAGCAAUGUGUCUCGGCCUGUAUGCCGGCUUGCGAGCCCCAGUGCAUCAAUCCGAGUACCGCAGCACCUUGCGUUGCGGCUUGUCAACCAGCCUGCACGCCUCAAUGCGUAGAGCAGCAGCAGAAUCCUCAGCCACCACCAACCUUGGCGCCUCAAUGCGUUCCUUCCUGCCAACCGCAAUGCCUGCAGACUUGCCUCGACGCUCUGACGACACCAGCUCCUCCACCUCCACCUCAAUGCAUUCCACAAUGUCAGCCCGCCUGCCAGCCGCAGUGCAUCCAGGCCGCGACGGCUCCACCUCAGCAGGUUACCUUCACAACUCCACAGCCUCAAGAGGCCACUUGCAUCGCCGCUUGCCAGCCGGCCUGCACUGAAGAAUGCAUCAAUCACUUCACUUAUCUUCCUUCUUCAACUUCCUCACCAACACUCCAAGACUAUGACUACAGCACAGUAGAGCCAGAACCUAUAGAAGUAGAAAGCACUGAACCUUACACUACUACCACCAGACAGUUCACUUUCACAACCACCCCAGAUUUUCUCACGACCACACAGCCAACGACGAGCUUCACCUUCACCACGACGCCUUACUUAGAAACUACCUCAUCGACGCCAAUGCCGAUUCAGACGACGACUUCACAGCCUCUAACACUCACCACCACAACUGUAAGUUCAUCCCAGGUGACGGUAGCCCUUCCGUACUGCUUGCCAGCCUGUUUACCGCGCUGCGAGCCGACCUGCGUUCAAGCCAUCAAAGUUUUAGCUUCUAUCUCAUGCCCAGCCGCAUGUAAACCGGCAUGCUCACCUCAAUGCGUCUCCCAGGUCGUGGUCCCACCUCGACCAUCACCUCCACCUCCGCCACCAGCUUACAAUCAGGUAUCUAACUGCGUCGCCGCUUGUCAGCCGAAAUGCCUACUCGAUUGUAUCAUGCAGCACCGUUCAGUUCGACCCCCUGAGCCAACCCAAAACGCCCUUAACAAUGAAACUCCUGAGUUGCUUCAAAAUUCCAACACAGAGUAUCCAAUCGAAGUUGAUCAUCUGGAAGAACAAGGACCGCACUACACUAUCAUCGACACUGAUCAUCCGGACGUCGACGAAGGCUUCGAUAAUCAUCAUUCUUCUUUGGACAACAAUUAUCUGUAUCCUGGAGGUUGCUCCAGCUUCUCAAGCUCAAGUUCAGCAGCCGCAGAAACGUCACGAAACACAGUUCUACAUAUUGGUAACAACUAUGAAGUCCUGGAGCCAAGCUAUCCGGCUCAUUACAUGGAAGCUGACAUUCCACCGACGUCAUCAGCCUUUCAAAUAAUCUCGGCCAAUGGCACGACGAUAGUUCAAGAAGCACACAACGUAGCUCUUCCGAUGUUUGAAGGAGGAAAAAGAAAAACUGGAUCAUCAAGAACUCUGACUCCGAUUAGAAACGAUAUUCCUUUUCGCUGAACUUGUCGCUCCUCUACCCUAUGACUACGAGCCGCCGACGGAGAACGACGAGGACGACCUUCACUAUUCCUGUAUCGAACAAUGUAUGCCCCAAUGUCACCCAGCUUGUCUAACCGAAUACCUUCCCGUUAAAAAUGCCACCACCACAGCUUCCCCACCUGCCAGCACCUGCGCACCAGCUUGUCAACCGAUGUGCACGGCGAGCUGCCUCGCCUCCCUUUUUUGUCCUCUGUCCUGCCAGCCUGGCUGCAAUCCGUCAUGUCUGCAGAUUUCUCAACCAGCUCCACAGCCGCAAUGCGUUCCCGCCUGUCAGCCGGCCUGCGAGCCUCAAUGCGUUCAGUCUCAAACCGUCACCAUCACCGUCACGAACCAACAGGUCGAGUGCAUUCCCCAAUGCCAACCGCUUUGCGAACCACAAUGCUUGGUCGCUGACAGCCUUCAGAAGGUUCGCUUAUUCCCCUAUGCUUUCCUGUGUGUUUGACGGAAAAGUUCCUAAUAUACAUAACCGAUUUGAAAAAGCUUACUGGAGUUCCUAAAAAAUUUCCUUUUCAAAAUUGCAUGUUUGAAGGCUCCACUAACCUCUUAUCUAUAAAGCUGUCCUAGAACUAGAGACCGCAGAGCCACGCCCCUUUUUGCGAUGGUGAAAUGCACUGGUUUUUUAGAUUUCGUGUUUGAUGUUUUCGUAAAAGCGCAAUACUGAAUCAAACACAGAGAAAUUUGGUGGAAACAUAGAGAAAACCUUCCUCUUCAAUCUCAUAUACUUUUCACCCAAUAUUCAAAGCGUUUUAGCGGAGUGUCGUACAAAAAAACCAAAACUACUUUUUCUUCGGGUUUUUAACCUAGUUCCAUGUCGUUGGCGCCUUUUUUUAUUUUUCGAAUUCGAUUCUUAAGUGAAAAAAACAAAUUUUUUUAGGACAAAAAUUAAAAAUUUUUUUACGGUGCCUGAUCUUCAUGAGGCUGCGCAAAGUUGAAAAAUGUUGUACUCGGUUUUCGAGAGCGUGUAAGUAAAAAAAUUUUUUUAUUUUAACUUGUGCAUUAAAUUGUAACUAAAACUUUAUUAGUAUAAAACUUAAUCCGAAAACUUUGUUUUCUGAGAAAAAAAUAGACAGUGAAAAUUUCGAAAUUUAUUUUUAACAUGGUUAGAUUUUGUUGGCGCCUUUUUUUAUUUCUUAAAUAUUAGCGUAUCUCAAUUUUUCAAUCAAUUAAAAAAAUAAAAUAAAAAUUUCCACGGUGCCUAAAAAGUUUAACUAUUGUUAAUUUGAAGCCAACGUUUAAAAAAAUAACAAAAAAACGCCGAAAACGGAAGCAUUUUUUUGAACUGAAUCUUUAUGAAUAAAUUAUUUUAAGGUGGUCCGAACACACGUGACUAAUAAUUGUUCAAUUAUCAUAACUUUUUUUAAAACAAAACAGACGGUAAAUGCUGUACUUUGAGGUGAAGUGGUGUAUAGCGCGAACGCCUCUUAUCUCCGAGGGAUGUGUGUGGAGCAGCGCAAGUGCCCUUGCAUACAGUUUUGAUAUCGCGAGUUCAAUCCUCGCAGCGGCCGUUUUUUUAUUUUUUUCAAGAAAAAAAUAGCUUUUCUUUUCAAACUUGUGGUUUUUAUACUGUUUUAAUGACUUAUUACGACUUUGAAAACCAAACUAAACUACUAAAAAAAUUUAAAUCCGAUAUGAAAACAAAAUGAACGACCAAAAAGUGUAAAAUCUAUACUUUCAGUACUAAAUUUUUGCGACUUUUUUUCACUACUGUUUUGACCAUAACUUUUUUUUUUCUCAACCUUUUUCGAAAAACUAAACUGUUUUGAAUAGUAAAUUAGAGCAGCUAUCCAACCAUAGUAAUAUUGAAGUUCGAAAAAUUUUUUGAAAAUUCGUCUGCGGUCCCUACCUAGAACAUUUUGAUGUGUUUAAAUUUAUUUCGCAAAUUCUAAAUUCAAAAAGACGUGUUCAAAGUAAUUUCCGUGAAAUGCAAAAUUAUCUCUGACUCUCCAAAAUUUAGUUUUGUUUUUCUUUCUCUGACGGCGAUUUUGCAUUUCGCGGAAUAUUUUUGAACACGUCAUUAUAAUAAAAUGCUCCUUGGAGCGAUUUCGAUUAUGCUCAAGUGAUGACUAACUCGAUAUGUUUUUUACGCGAAAUCACUUUGAAAGAGCCUUUUUUAUUUUGUUUUGAGUUUUCAGUUCUAUUCAAAGUAUUUUCAAGGAAAGCGCAUGCUUAAAUCAAUUCCGCGAAGUUUCCUUUUUCAUUGGAGUUGGCGAAAAAAUGAUGAUGUGUUUGCUCAAUUAAGAGAAUAUUCACGAAAAAUGGCUUUAUCUGUAUUUUGUUUCUAAAUCUUUGCGAACCCUGUCCCAUGCCAACAGCUUCAUGCUUUCUAACAGUUACCGUCUUGCCUAACCGAAUGAAACGAAACAAACGCUUCAAACCCGAAUAUCCGAAAAAGGCUUUGCAGCAGCUUCAAUCCCAGCAGUCGUGUCCGGCCGCGUGCCAGCCCCAGUGCAACAGCCAAUGCGUUCAGGUUUCGGUGACGUCGCCGCCCUUCAUCCUGUACCCCCAGGCUGUUCAGAAUACAGCCGCCGCGAACCCCUGUCCUUGCGUCGAUCAGUGCCAGAACGGCUGUCGCCAGCACAACCCUGACGUUCAAGUCUGCAAGAAUGUCUGCGACGAGGUUUUUUGGUUUCUCUAAUAUUCUUGUUUCGCAACAUCUUUCUGAGCUUUUUGAAGUCCUAAGCGUGGAAGAGAAACCGAUUUUUUUUUCGGUUUUCUUGAAAAAAUCGCUCUAAAUUUGUUAUACUUUACUUUUUUAAAGUAUUCAGGUAAAGAUAUGUCAGAACUUUAAUGUAUGAAUAUCAGCUUUAAAGCAAGAAAAGAAAACUAAGGUAAACCGUUUUUUGCAACCACACGGCCUCAGCUAAAGAUCUCGCCACGAAGAGAUUUUUUUAUGUGGAAUUUUCUAUUUUUGUUCUUUCUAAAACCCUGCACUCCUGAUAAUAUCUUUCUUUUUUUGAAAAUUUUUGGUUCAACUUCAAAUUUGGUUUUUAAAAACCCUUUUUCAACCGAAUUUUUUUUUUAGUUAUGAAUCCUUGAAAUGUUCCUUGAUAGUCACAAUUUCAUUUGUUCUAUUCAGUUUCUUUGAGUAAGCUAAUUUAAAAUGGUCGAUUUUCUACGAUUUUGUGUUUUAGUCAAAUGUCUGAAGGAUUUCCAGGCCCUUAUUGUUUAUAAUUCAUUUUUUUCCCAUUACUUUGAAUACGCUCAUCAACAACUCGGUUUUUUUCUUAGUUCGGGAUUAAUGCGAUUUUUUUCAUAGGGGCCAGUUCAAAAAAAUGGAACUUUUUUUAGAGUGAGUUCCAUUUUUAGUAUGGAACUUGAAAAAAUUUAGAUCACAUUUUACUGUUUUAAGUAAACCUUCCGGAUCGCAAAUAGAUCAUAUAAACCUAAUUUUUAGAUGUAGAAUAUUUCCAAAACUGUCAUUUUCUUUUCUUCUUGUGGUUGCGUUAAUAUUAUUAUUAUUAUUAUGUAAUUGGCCUGUUAGAAAUGAGCGGCAUAGCUGGUUCACGGCUGGCUUGAGCCAUCGGAAAAUGGGUCCUGACACGAUAAGAAAAGAGACAGUGCCUAAUUGGUGAAGAGCACAGAUAGGCCACGCCCUUUUGAGUCCCAAGUUAGCCGUGAAUCGACUAUAUUGUUGAAACAAGUCUAAUAUUAUAAUCUAGGUCUGCGAAAACGAAUGCCCACGAGCGCCGGUGGUCGGAAACGCGAUCCCGCAGCCGGCGUACCUCGCUCCGUCUCCCGUCGUGCCUGUUCAGCUCGUCCAGCCACAGCUUUUCAUCAACUUUGCCGUUCCGGAAUGCGUGCCCGUCUGCGAGCAGGUCUCCCGAAACCCUUUCCAUCCUCACUUGUCUUCUUUUCUUUGUUUCAGUCUUGCAACUCGCAAUGCGUCGAGCGUUUGCCGCAGGACCACUGCGGCAGCGUCUGCCACUCCCAAUGCCAAGUCGCUUGCACUCAGGUUUUUUUCCUGUUAAGUUGGGAUGAUUGAUUCGGUUCGAUUGGAUCUUUUUCAAUCAACUUUAUUGAUUUUAAACUGCUCUUUGUAGUGCUGUUUAAAAGCCAUGUACAAGCUAAAAUUAGACAAAAAGGCCUUCUAAAGCAUGCAUGGGCUAGUUUGAACAUUCUAGUCACUAUUUUUGAACAAAUCUCUUUUUUUUUUUCAUUAGAAAUGAUCCAAACCAAGCGUGCAGUGAAAUGAUAAGUUUCAUGGAGUUUAGUUUUUUUUUAUAAGCAAUAUUGAUUUCUAGCAAGCUGCUCCAGCUCCGGUGGCUCCAGUCCAGCAGGCUCAGCCUCAAGCUCAAUGUCCCGCGAUUUGCCAGCCAGCCUGCGAACAGCAAUGUGUCUCCCAACAACAACCCAUCCGUAUUGAGGUUUUGAUUUUUUUCUGAAAAUGUUCAAAAAAAAACAUUUUUUCAAAUUUUAUCCUAAGAACUGUGUACAGAAGUUUGCUUUGCGUAUCAAUUUUUUCAUCAAGGCGACUUUUUGAGAAUUAUAUUUCCAAUACAUAUCUAUCCCAAUAGAAGCUUUUAGGACGGUUUUGGAUAUAGAAAAAAAUUAGAUUGAAGAAAAGUUGAAUGGAAAUAACUGGCUGGGUAUAACAAAUUAUGUUGCCGAUUCAUGGCUCAUUCGAAUCGCAAAGAGGCGGUGGCCUUUCUCCACUCUCCACCAAUCAGGCACUCUCUCUUUUCUUAUCGUGUCAGGACCCUUUUUUCGAUGGUUCAAGCUAGCCGUGAGUCAGCUACAUCGCACGACAAUUUUAAAAUUGAAAGGACUAUUUUCAAUCAAAUGCACUUUAGGUGAAGCUGCAAGCGCCGACACAGUGCCAGCCGAUGUGUGAGCAGAGCUGCGUCUCCGAGUGCCAGGCCUCGACCCAGAACAUCGGAAGUGCGUCCUGCCAGCCGACCUGCUCGGCCAUCUGCGCUCAGUCUUGUGCGCCCCAGCCGACUGUCCAGCAACCUCCACAGCAGCCAGUUCAACAACCACAGCCUCAGCAGCAAUGUGCUCCCAAAUGCAUGUCCGAUUGUACCAACCUGUGCCCUGCUAAGACUCCUCAGUGCGCUCAAGGUAACGUUCAGGGGGAGGCAAGAAGCCUUACUCAAAAUCAAAAAGACAAGCUAAAAAAGGAGAACACCGUCACAAAUAACUUUUCAGGAUGCGAAGCAAGCUGCCAGCAACUCUGCGGCACCGCUCCGACGCCAGUCCUCCAUUUAACAGUCAAUUACAAUUGCGACUUGUCCUGCGACACUCAGUGCAAACAGCAGUGUUAUCAUCAGCGUAAGUCAUUUUUCUCUAUGAAAAGAAAACGUUCUAAAAUAAGAUUCUGAAUGAAUUUCUUUCAGCCGCGCAAUGUGCUCCAGCUUGUGCCCAAGCCUGCGAAACUCAAUGUCCCGCCGUCAGUUGUGAAGACGCCUGUCAGACCGUCUGCAAGGUGAAAAUACAGUUAGAACUGACCAAGGACCUUUUUUCGGUUCCAGGCUAAACUUUGGUUGUAAUUUAGGAUUACCAGAUUCGAGAACAGCGCAAAAAAUGAAUCUUUUAUGAGCAAUUUUGGAGGAGCUCCUAUAGAGACCACUGUAGGGAACGAUUUGGAAGUCCCUUGAGUGCUUCCUGAGCGAUCAAUCGCAACCCUAAAGCUUUAGGGUGUUCCCUAUGUCUUUCAGGGUCCCUAAUAUCCCUAUAGGGGCCACUCCUUAGUAAAUUCCGCAAACUACAUAAGUUAAAGCGUUAUUUCAGGAUUCAUAAGCUUAAUAAAUCGUAAUCAACAAUCAUUAAAAUUAUUCGCUUUUUUCUGUAUUCAUAUUAAAGUACACUUCAGCCAGAAAAUUAAACCGAAGUUUCUCUCGUGAAUAAAUUCUCUCAAAAAAAGUUUCAGGGUCAAUGCGUUUUCUCGGGACAAAAUUCGCGUCAGUGCGCACCGGCUUGUGCCCAAUCUUGUACCGCUCUAUGUGCCAAGAAGCGAGUCAAACGAUCAUAA